Diaporthe amygdali is the source of this 399-nucleotide messenger RNA. Its product is annotated as glycoside hydrolase family 75 protein. The transcript has a single exon. The coding region runs from base 1 to 399 and encodes 132 amino acids. The record is from RefSeq and is a predicted model, not a curated record. Lineage: Eukaryota; Fungi; Ascomycota; Sordariomycetes; Diaporthales; Diaporthaceae.
AUGGUCUCCUACCGCUUCAUCACUCUCCUUGCUCUCGCCGUCACCGGAGCCAUCGCUGCUCCUUGUGAGGCUGGCGCAGGCGCCGGAGCCAGCGGAACUGGCGUCGCUGCUGCUUCCAACGCCCAGGCCACAGGUGCUGCCGGAGCUGGCGGUGCUGCCGGCGGAGCCGCAGGUGGUGCCGGCGGACAAUGCCCUCCCACCACCACCAACGAGAGCGCCGGGCCCGCCAACGUGGGCGUGGCCGGCAAGCAGUUCGUCACCGGCCAGUGCACCAGCGACGCCAACUGCGCCUCCAACUGCUGCGUCUUCGGCGGUGGAAACGACAAGACCAUCGCCGUCUGCCGCAACGAGCCCGCCCUCAAGCCCGAUGAGAAGUGCGGUUUCACCUGCACCGCUUAA